Molecule: messenger RNA, 1188 nt
Organism: Capsaspora owczarzaki ATCC 30864
Lineage: Eukaryota; Filasterea; Ministeriida; Capsasporidae
Exons: 1
Coding region: 1-1188 (395 amino acids)
Source: RefSeq, a predicted model, not a curated record
AUGAUUGGUAACAGUGUGGAUCACGUGAACCUCGAGGAUUUUAACGAACAAACCGCGCGGAACUGGUUGCGGACUGAUUGGACUGCACGUCGUGCGAUUCUGGACGAUUUAGUCAAUAAGCAGCUGCUGAAAAAAGCUGAGCAUGCAGGCCUUGUUCUGUACAACUACACAGACAAGUGUGAUAGAACCAAGGCAUGGUCAACCGCUACGAUUAAUGCCCGUGGAACCAUUUUUGAUGAUAAUACAGGAGUUGUGGUUGGGCGUGCAUUUAGCAAGUUCUUCAACAUUGGCGAACACGAAGUAUCCAAGUUCGAAAAUUUGCCGACUGAUCAACCGUCCAUUCUUGAAAAGCUGGACGGAUCCUUGGGCAUUCAUUAUCGCAACAAUAAUAAGCACUGCAUUGCGACACGAGGAUCCUUCAUUUCCCCACAAGCUGAACAUGCAACUGCUCAACUGAACUCCGCGAAGUACAUCGUGGAUAACAUCCCGCAUAACAUAAACAUCCUUCUGGAAAUAAUAUAUCCAGAAAAUAGAGUUGUCAUUGAUUACGGUUCGAGAGAUGAGUUGGUUUUGCUGAGCGCCUAUUAUCUGGACAGCCUUGAAGAAUUGACCGCAUCCGAGCUGCUUGAAUUGUCUGUGAAAACUCAAAUACCUCUCCCUCAACAAACAACCGGAACAAUAUUAGAAAUGAUCGAAAGAGCGGCCACCAUACGUGGAAAUGAAGAAGGAUGGGUCGUAAAAUAUAAUAACGGCCUCCGUGUGAAAGUGAAGGGUCUUGAGUUCAAGAGACUGCAUGCGUUAAAAGGGGAUGUUUCACCACUGCGUGUUUGGACUUUACUAUCUUCACACGCUGUCAAGGAAAAUCAAUUUGAAGCAUUCUUACAAAAAAGCCUUGAAGAUUGGGAAAUGAAGCAAGAAGCGAAACAAAUUUAUGAUCGCUUCACGUCAGAUAUCCAAAUGUUAGAAGGCGCUGGAAAACGCAUACUAGCCGAACUUGCGAUCGAUCGCACCAAGAUCACAGACAGAGCAUAUCGAGCAGAAGCAAUGAAGAAAAUCAAUAAACUCACAACUCCUUUACGUAGGUACCUGAUCGCAAGCGUAUCCGGAUCCAACGAGUAUGACAUAUUGUGGAACAUGUUGAAGCCAGUGAAUAAUCGGUUUAUUGAAACAAAAGAAUUGAUAAAAUGA